AUGAACGCCAACAUUGACGCGCUCGCGUCGCGCGGCCCGCACUCCAAGUACUCGCUGCCGAAGGAGAACCUCGUCGGGAAGCUCGAGCUGACGCUGGCCGAAAACUACAUGGAAGGCAUUGCUUGCUCGCUCGACUCGAUCGGCUUCAAGGCCUUCCACGAAGCGACCAAGCACGUCAAGGGCGAAUCCAACCCGUACUCGAUCAUGGGGUCGCUCCCGCUGGUCCGCGACCUCCAACGCGCGGGCUUGGACUUGACGCUCACGGGCUUUGGCAAGAGCUCGGUCUACCACGGCGACAAUGAGUACUGCCUCCUCAGCGACAUGGUCGAUGGCAUCCGCAUGCUCGGCCGCUUCAUCCACAACGUCGACAGCGCGUAAACGCCAUCGACGUUGCGUGUCUAUAAAUGCAAAUAAGACGUAGUC
Messenger RNA from Saprolegnia diclina VS20, 423 nucleotides. RefSeq lists its product as hypothetical. Bases 1 to 378 code for a protein of 125 amino acids. The transcript has a single exon. The record is from RefSeq and is a predicted model, not a curated record. NCBI's taxonomy places the organism in Eukaryota, Oomycota, Saprolegniomycetes, Saprolegniales, Saprolegniaceae.